UUUAACAGACAGGUACAAGAUGGAAACGGAUAGCUUACUGGAGGUGUUUAGACUGAACGAAGUCACGGCUGCAUUCCAGUAGGCUGUAGUGUCUUGGAUAAAUAAUAUUGCAUGCACAGAUCAUAUUACUUUUACCGGCACUGUCCAGCUAUCAGAUAAAUAUUUCCAUAUAUUACGUGGAAGGUUUGUUGUAUAAUUGCAUGGUCUCUGACGCAAAAUGUUAAUUUUUAUUAGGAAACUUGUUAUCUUGGACGCCCUUUUAUGCGUCAAAGUGAUCCUUUCGUUAGAAAGUGACAUUUGUUAUCCAGUUCGACUAGACCGCCAGUAUUCUGCAAAUCGUGUUUUCUUUAGCCAAGCGAAGGAAGCAAGAGAAGAGCCGGUUGCUAUUAAAUUAACCGCCUUCAACCAAGAUUUUAAUCUUCAUCUGUUACCAGACAGCAGUUUCAUUGCAGAUACCCUGUCCUUAUACAGCGACACUCCCGCAUCCAAUGCCGCUGUAAAUCCUGAUUUUAGUCGCUGCUUUUACUCGGGUGAUGUCAAUUCCGAGCCGGACUCGUACGCGGCUGUGAGUUUGUGCAAAGGCGUGCAGGGCGCUUUCGGAUUCCAGGGGGUUGAAUAUUUCAUCAGGCCGGUACAGGAUGACACCGAUCUAUUACCUGGUAGCCCAGGAAGGGCGCAUACAAUACGCCGGCGGGAAAGAUCUCAUCAGAGCAGCAACUUUACCACCAGAUGCCCAGUGGACACUCCUUUCAACAAAGAUGUCUUCAAGUUUUUGGGAGAAUAUAAAAUGGCAAAAGAACAUCAAGCCGGGAACUUGACGAAAGGUGUUUUAAAAAAUCUGAGCAGAUCGAAACGAUUUGCCUCCAUACCCAGAUAUGUUGAGACCCUAGUCGUUGCGGACGAGUCCAUGACUGAAUUCCACGGUGACAAUCUCAAACAUUACGUCCUGACUCUGAUGUCCGUGGCCGCCCAGCUGUACAAACACCCCAGCAUCCUCAACGCUAUCAACAUAGUGGUCGUCAAGUUUAUAGUCAUUAAUGAAGCCGACAAAGGACCCAAAGUUACAACUAACGCCGCUCUGACGUUGCGCAAUUUCUGCACGUGGCAGAAAAAGUUAAAUAAAAACAAUGACAAGCAUCACGAAUACUGGGACACUGCCGUGUUAUUCACCAGACAGAACCUGUGUGGUGCCACCACGUGCGACACACUGGGAAUGGCGGACGUGGGCACCAUGUGCGACCCCAGGAGGAGCUGCUCCGUCAUUGAGGAUGAUGGACUGCCCUCGGCAUUCACCACAGCACAUGAGCUGGGCCAUGUCUUCAACAUGCCCCAUGACAACGCAAAGGCCUGCGAGGAGAACUUCGGCCAGCUGAAGGAGAAUCACAUGAUGUCUCCCACACUCAUCAAGAUUGACCGCAACAAGCCAUGGUCCGCCUGCAGCGCCGCCAUCAUUACUAACUUCCUGGACAGUGGCCACGGCGACUGCCUGCUGGACGUGCCAGUGAAGCCAUUGGCGGUUCCUGAUAGCCUGCCCGGCUCCAGCUAUAGCCUCAGCCGGCAGUGUGAGCUGGCCUUCGGCGCUGGGUCCCAGCCCUGCCCGUACACGCAACACUGCGCUCGGCUCUGGUGCACCGGCCGCACCGGAGAGCAGCUUGUCUGCCAGACGCGUCACUUCCCCUGGGCUGACGGCACGUCCUGCGGCGACGGCGGUGUCUGUCUGCGGGGGGUGUGUGCUGAUAAGCGGGACGCUUACAAGGCCCCGGUGGAUGGAAAAUGGGGCAAGUGGGGGGUGUAUGGCCCGUGUUCCCGUACAUGCGGCAGGGGGGUCCAGCUGGCCAGCAGGAACUGUGACAAUCCCAUUCCCACCAACGGGGGCAAGUACUGCCAGGGAACCCGAGUGAAAUAUCAGUUGUGCGAGCUGGAGCCCUGUCCUGAGACAGGCAGGAGCUUCCGGGAAGAGCAGUGUGAGGCCUUCAACAGUAUUAGCCUCAACACCAACCGGCUGACUCCCUCAGUGGUGUGGGUCCCCAAGUAUUCGGGGGUCUCCCCCAAGGACAAAUGCAAGCUUAUCUGCAGAGCCAAUGGGACAGGCUACUUCUACGUCCUCGCACCUAAGGUGGUGGACGGGACGUCCUGCUCCCCAGGCUUGUCGGCUGUCUGCGUUCAGGGCAGAUGCGUCAAGGCCGGCUGUGAUGGGCAGCUCUCCUCUGACAAGAAGUUUGAUAAGUGUGGUGUGUGCGGAGGGGAUGGGCGCAGCUGCAGGAAGGUGUCAGGAUUGUUCACUAAACCCACGAAUGGGUACAACUUCGUGGUAAUGCUACCUGUUGGUGCUUCCAACAUCGACAUCCGGCAGCGAGGAUACCGGGGCCUGGUGAAUGACGAUAACUACCUGGCAGUGCGGGACAGCCAGGGCCGCUACCUGCUCAACGGAAAUUUUGUGGUGUCAGCCGGUGAGCGUGACGUGGCCGUUCGGGGGGGGCCGCUGCGCUAUAGCGGCACUGCAGCAACGGCCGAGACUUUACGCGCCAUCGGCCCCCUGCGCGAGCCACUGGCCGUGGAACUGCUCUCCGUGGGCAAGAUGACGCCACCCCGUGUCCGUUACUCCUUCUAUCUGGCCAAGGAGAGCAAGGAGGACAAGGUGCUGAGGAAGGAGGGCUGGAGUUUGUCGCAGAACAAUGUGCUGAGCAGCAGGGGGCACCAGCCAUCCCCCUCACACAAGCAGGCCCUGGGGGCGUGGUCUGCGGGCCCCUGGGGGUCCUGUUCCGCCAGCUGUGGCGACGGCCUCCAGAAGCGGCUGGUUCGCUGCCUCGAGCCGACCGGCACCUGCGACCCAGCCUGGAAGCCUGAUGCCAUGCGGUCCUGUAGGGAGCCCUGCCCAGCCUGGGAUGUGGGAGAGUGGUCGCCUUGCUCGCGAAGCUGUGGCAAAGGUUUCAAACGGCGCGUGCUGCGCUGCGUCUCCCGCACUGGCCACCUGCUGCACCGGGAUCAGUGCACCAGCAGGAAGAAGCCGCAGGAGCUGGACUUCUGCAUCGUCCAGCGCUGCUAAGCUCCACCUCCCCGGUGAGGCUCCGCCUCUGUCUCAGAGACACACUUCCUGUUCCUGUAUACAUGUGCAUGUGUCUGCUGGCACCAUGGGGCAGAAACAGGGGCAAGAAAGAAGAGGGGGGGUGACCCCCGUGGUUCAUGAUGCUGGAGUGAUGCGACAUCUACCUCUGACCAGGCAUGAAAACACGUACGCACACGCAGGCGAUAAAGACACAUGCAGGUGUUUGUUUGGGUGACAGGCAGACUAAGAGUCAGUUUAAGUACUUAAACUGCUUGUUGGAACUUAAAAUAGUCACUGGAUUUACAGGGGACCCUUACCUUAGUCAGAAGAGCCAUUGUUCACACUGGUCCCGGCGAUGUCAUCGUACUGCAAAAAAGUGUUUUCUCACUCUACCACACACCUAGCCUCCAGCUGCAUGUGGGAUCGUAGAUGUUCAUUCACGCACUGUGCAGCAUAUAUUGUGGAUUUGCGUUUCCGAGUUUAACGGCUAUGUCUUUGAGAGGAACGCCAUCCCCACAUCCUGCUGUCUAGACCCUUCCUGUCAUCUGUAUAGUUUGUAGAAGUCCUGCAGUCCAGCUCUUCACCUGUAUCUCGCUGUCCUCUUUGUUGUCUUCCAUCUAAAAGAUGGUUGCUGUAUUACAGAUGUCUUUGUGAAAUUUUGUUUCGUGUGUCAUUCUGCAAAAGCCAAGUCCUGUCUCAGCUAUAUUGUAUACUGUGUAUACAUCCACUUAGCUGUGCAGAAAUAAAUCAUGUAAAUAACAUUUUUUUUACUCAUGAUUUGUAUUUUCUUUGAUCUCAGAGUAUUUAUUCAAAAUAAAGUCAUUUAACACUGA
This is a messenger RNA of Brienomyrus brachyistius, 3879 nucleotides long. Its product is annotated as A disintegrin and metalloproteinase with thrombospondin motifs 15-like. The record is from RefSeq and is a predicted model, not a curated record. Gene Ontology annotation, cellular component: extracellular matrix. NCBI's taxonomy places the organism in Eukaryota, Metazoa, Chordata, Actinopteri, Osteoglossiformes, Mormyridae. Gene Ontology annotation, molecular function: metalloendopeptidase activity. Gene Ontology annotation, biological process: extracellular matrix organization; proteolysis.